This is a messenger RNA of Osmerus eperlanus (European smelt), 2056 nucleotides long. RefSeq names its product sodium/hydrogen exchanger 9B2-like. Gene Ontology annotation, molecular function: antiporter activity. Bases 301 to 1767 code for a protein of 488 amino acids. The record is from RefSeq and is a predicted model, not a curated record. Gene Ontology annotation, biological process: proton transmembrane transport. The transcript has 12 exons. Lineage: Eukaryota; Metazoa; Chordata; Actinopteri; Osmeriformes; Osmeridae. Gene Ontology annotation, cellular component: membrane.
UUCAUUUCCAUCGCUCAGCCAUUUUAUGCCAGCAGAAUCUUCAGGGUUUCUUCAGGACGAACCGUUUCUCCGAAGUGAGUUAACGUUUUACAGAAGUGCGCACUCCCGCUGCUUAUAAAGGAAGAGGAGACUCUGGACUUUAGGACCUCUGGAGAGACACACACCACGCAGGGGAAGACAGAGUGGCGAAGGAGAAGGAAGCAGGGGACUGAAGCUGAGAAGAGGAACUCCCACACGGGGCUCCACACUCUCCUAGAGAGUUCUAGAAGGACCUGGAAGUUCUCCCUGCUGCAGGUGAGGAUGAGCAUGGCCGACUCUUCCUCCUCCUGUUCCUGUUGUAACAACCUGAGACAAAGAUGUCCUAGACCUCAGGGCUUGCUGGCUCAAGUCAUCACCAAAGCAUGUCUGCUAGCGUUGCUGUUCGGGGUGGUGUGGUCCAUCACCCAGAGAGAGUGUCUGCCUGGAGGGAAGCUGUUUGGCAUAGUGAUCUUGUUCCUCUGUGCUGUGUGUGGAGGAAACCUGGUGGGGAUGAUCAAGCUGCCCACUCUCCCCCCCUUCCCUCCUCUACUUGGGAUGUUGCUGGCUGGAUUACUGCUGCGUAAUGUUCCCUAUAUAACUGAUGCGGUGUACAUCGACCAAACAUGGUCUGCUGCUCUGAGGAACAUCUCUCGGGCCAUCAUGUUGACCCGGGUUGGACUGGGACAAGACCCUACGGCUCUGCGGAGGCUGAAAGCGGUGUGUUUGCGUGUGGCAGUAGGACCCUGUACAGUGGAGGCCUGCACAGUUGCAGUGGUGUCUCACUUCCUCAUGGGGCUCCCCUGGGUAUGGGGCUUCAUCCUGGGGUUUGUCCUGAGCGCUGUGUCUCAGGUGGUGGUGAUUCCCUCCAUGUUGCUCUUACAGAAGGAUGGUUAUGGGGUGGAGAAGGGCAUCCCCACCCUCCUGAUGACUGCUGGGAGGCUAGAUGCUGUCCUGGCCAUCACCGGCUUCACCACCUGCCUGGCUAUGGCCAGCUCAAAAGACUCUACAUGGAUGAACAAGGGCCUGCUGGAUGUGGUUGGAGGCAUGGGGGUCGGACUCCUGCUGGGAAUAUUCAUCUGCUUCUUCCCAAGCAAGGAUCAGGAGGACUUGGUGUUGAGGCGCUGCGUGAUGCUGCUGGGUCUGUCUCUCUGCGCCGUGUUCGGCAGCAGAGUGGUGGGCUUCCCUGGAGCUGGGAGCGUGUGUACCCUGGUCAUGGCCUUCCUGGCAGCCCUGGGCUGGGGGGGGGACAAGGCCCCAGUAGCAGCGAUGGUGGGGAGAGCGUGGGAUAUCUUCCAGCCUCUGCUGUUUGGACUGAUCGGAGCAGAGAUCACUGUGUCCACUCUGGACCCCAACACUGUGGGCUUGGGGAUGGCCUGUCUCUGUACAGGCCUGCUGGUUCGCCUUCUGGCUACCUUCCUCCUGGUUCACUUUGGAGGGUUCACCCUGAAGGAGAAGAUCUUCAUCUCUGUGGCUUGGAUUCCAAAAGACACUGUCCAGGCGGCCUUGGGUUCCGCUGCCUUGGACAUGGCUCUUGUGGAGGGAGACGAGGUUCUGGUGAAGUUGGGUCUGGAUGUUCUGACGGUGGCGGUUCUGGCCAUCCUCACCACAGCUCCUGUUGGAGCGCUGGGGAUCGGACUGGCUGGACCCAGACUGCUGCACAGACACACUGAGGAUGAAGAGAGCGGGCCAACAAGUCAGACAAAGGACAUGAUUGGACAGAAGAAAGACUUCCAUGAGAGUAAAUUAUGAGACUCCUGAUUGGUGGAAAAUCAGCCAACUGUAUCGACCACUGGCUUCCCAGAAUGCAUUAUGAAUGGACCAAUCACAGCUCAGAACACCCCCCUGACAGACCAACCACAGCUCAGAAAACCCCCCUGACAGACCAACCACAGCUCAGAACAGCCCUCUGAUGGACCAACCACAGCUCAGAACAGCCCUCUGAUGGACCAAUCACAGCUCAGAACACCCCUCUGAUGGACCAACCACAGCUCAGAACAGCCCUCUGAUGGACCAAUCACAGCUCAGAACACCCCUCUGA